AAUUGAGACCACGGUUGGUGCCAUGGGUGGAAACACCCCGGGGGUCUUCCUCACCAACUGGAAGUAUGCUCGUCAUGUUGACCCGAGUGUCACCAGCUAUCGAGGCGAGACCACGUUGCGGCAAAAGAUUGAUCAGCAUCCCGAGCGUCAGCAAGUUGAGGCAGAAAUGGAAUACUGCAUGGCUCAUGACGUGUGCAGUCUUGGGGUAUGUAUGAUUGAGAUUAUCACCUGGGAAAGCUUGUUGCUCGCGGCCGAGCAUCCCACCGUGUCCAAAAGCUUCAUAGCGGCAUUAAAAUUCCUCAGUCUAUAAGUGGGCCCUUUUGAACCUUAUACCGAGCACGCAGGCCAG
Molecule: messenger RNA, 349 nt
Organism: Aspergillus candidus
Lineage: Eukaryota; Fungi; Ascomycota; Eurotiomycetes; Eurotiales; Aspergillaceae
Exons: 1
Coding region: 23-310 (95 amino acids)
Source: RefSeq, a predicted model, not a curated record